This is a messenger RNA of Rosa chinensis, 499 nucleotides long. Its product is annotated as UDP-glycosyltransferase 90A1. Lineage: Eukaryota; Viridiplantae; Streptophyta; Magnoliopsida; Rosales; Rosaceae. The transcript is spliced from 2 exons. The record is from RefSeq and is a predicted model, not a curated record. The coding region runs from base 149 to 499 and encodes 116 amino acids. Gene Ontology annotation, molecular function: UDP-glycosyltransferase activity.
AACUCAAGCGGUGCUCUCAUCGGAGCAGCUUCAAGAGAUAGCAAAAGCGUUGGAGAAGUCGGACGUCAACUUUCUGUGGGUGAUAAGGAAGAAAGAGAGCUAUACUUGGUGGGACUCGGAGUUCGAGGAGAGGCUGAGAGGGAGAGGGAUGGUGGUCAGCGAGUGGGUUGACCAGACGGAGAUACUCAACCACGAGAGCGUGGAGUGUUUUUUAAGUCAUUGCGGGUGGAACUCGGCGAUGGAGGCCAUUUGCGCCGGAAUGCCGUUUCUGGCGUGGCCGAUGAUGGCGGAGCAGCCGCUGAAUGCGAGGAUGGUGGUGGAGGAGAUAGAGGUUGGUUUGAGAGUGGAGACGUGCGACGGGUCGGUUAGUGGAUUUGUGAAGGCGGAAGGACUUGAGAAGAUGGUGAAGAAGUUGAUGGAGGGGGAGGUGGUGAGGAAGAAGGGGAAGGAGGUUGGUGAGGUGGAGGAGGGCGGGUCGUCGUGGCGGACGUUGGGGUAG